CAGAGCUUGUCGGUUAUGGCAUAUCCAACGCCGCCACCAACAACGAAUCGAGCCAACAAGAGGAAGCGUGAUGAGUCUAUUGCCCGCCCUGCACCAGCACCAUUCCCUGUGGUUCUACCGCUAGGUGAGGCGGGGCCGUCGCAUAUGACACUUGACUAUCGCGAAGACGAACCGGAUUCGGAUAUAGAAAUAUCAGAUAUGACCGAGGUACCAUCUUCGUCAUCCGGGAAAGCGAACCGGAAGGCCAAGAUGAAGAUGCCGCGAGGUCAAGAACGCGUACGGGAAGAGGGUGCCCCGACCGACAUAGAUCUGACUCUGUCGACCGAUUCAGAAAGAGAGUCACCGGCAACAUGCUCGACUAAAGGAAAGGCCAAACAAGCCAAACGUCGUCGAUAUGCCAACUCUGAUGAUGAAUUCCCGAUCGAGAUCAUGGACAAGUAAACUGCCUCAGCGACUCUGUCCAUGUAACCAUACCGUCUUCAUCCAAUGCCCCUCUGUCCGUCUUGCUUCAAUCCCCUUCGGUCUCUCCAAGAGUUCCUGGACUUUCAGAAUACUCGCUUCUAUGUCAGAAAUCUUGCUUGUACUACC
This is a messenger RNA of Stereum hirsutum FP-91666 SS1, 588 nucleotides long. RefSeq lists its product as uncharacterized. The record is from RefSeq and is a predicted model, not a curated record. The transcript has 6 exons. NCBI's taxonomy places the organism in Eukaryota, Fungi, Basidiomycota, Agaricomycetes, Russulales, Stereaceae. Bases 16 to 441 code for a protein of 141 amino acids.